GCGUUCUGCCGCGGCGUUCCGCCCUUCCGGCCCCGAGUUCCAUCCACCGCCUCCCUCUUCCGCCCCGCGCCGGUUGUCGGCGCGACUGUUGCCGCGAUCAGUCGUCGCGCUGCCCUUGCGGCUCCCGAGCCCACAAUGUCGGGCCCCAACGGGGACCUGGGCAUGCCGGUGGAGGCGGGCGCGGAAGGCGAGGACGACGGCUUCGAGGAAGCAGAAUACGCUGCUAUCAACUCCAUGUUGGACCAGAUCAACUCCUGUCUGGACCACCUGGAGGAGAAGAAUGACCACCUCCAUGCCCGCCUCCAGGAGCUGCUUGAAUCCAACCGGCAGACGCGCCUUGAGUUCCAGCAGCAGCUCGGGGAGGCCCCCAGCGAUGCCAGCCCCUAGGCUCUGGGAGCCCCUGGCCAGGCUCUGGCCUGAGCACUCACUACCUGGCUUAGAUACCUUCUCAAGGGCUGGCCUACAGGUUUUCCGGGGCAGGGGGAGGCGGUGUCUGCCGGCCUAGGCCACUCUUCUGGUACUUCACUUGGCGUACCUAGGCCCACCCCACCUCCCGGCACCCCCUCCUCAGGGCUUCCUCCCCACUGCUGGCCAGGUGUGGGCCAGCGACCCACCCACCUUGCCUGUCUGCCCAACUCCUGGACGCUCCCCACGCUGCCCAGGCCUUGAGCGUCCACAUUAAACUGUUCUCCAACACCA
Messenger RNA from Delphinapterus leucas (beluga whale), 699 nucleotides. It is a transcript of the gene BBLN, whose product is annotated as bublin coiled coil protein. The record is from RefSeq and is a predicted model, not a curated record. NCBI's taxonomy places the organism in Eukaryota, Metazoa, Chordata, Mammalia, Artiodactyla, Monodontidae.